GGCAUCGCGCGUGCGCACCUCCAUUCGGUUCCCAGCUACGAUGAACCACUGCCAGCGUUUCUGAGCGAACUACAGAGAUCGUAUUCCUUAUAGACAGGGUCCUGAACAGCAGUGCCAAUGGGAGCGGGCCAGAAGAAGAAGGGCGAUCCCUUGCGGAUUCAGAUCGGCGGCAUUGAGGGCCGGCAAAAGCAGCCCCUUAACCGGGUGACCACCACCAAGUACACUUGGCUCACCUUCCUGCCCCUCAACUUCUACGAGCAGUUCCGGCGAGCCGUCUACUUUUACUUUUUGAUCAUCACAAUCGUUUCCUUCUUCGUGAAUGAAACCAUAUCGCCGUAUGUCUCGCUGAUUCCCCUGCUGUUCGUCAUGGUCAUCACGGCUCUAAAAGAGGGCUUGGAGGACCUAUCGAGGUCGAAAAGUGACAAGCUCGUAAACACAGCCAGAGUCACUGUCAUCCGAAAUGGAAAAGAAGAGGUCAUAAACUCCCAGUUUAUCGUACCAGGCGACCUUGUGGUUGUGCGAAACGAUGGCGAUUUGCCGUGCGACCUCGUGCUGCUCCAAUCAUCUGGAGCGGAUGGCAAAUGCUUCGUGACGACGGCCAAUCUGGAUGGGGAGACCAACCUGAAGACCAUAUCCGUGCCGCCGAACUACGUGCUUUCGCCCAAGGACGGACUCCCGGGCAAGGACUUCAUCGUGUGCGAGCCUUCCACCAGCGAUCUCUACAGCUUCAAUGGCCGUCUGGAGCUGGGAGCUGGAGCUAGCGACGCCCUGCCCCUCACCAUCGAGAACCUCCUGCUGCGCGGAGUCCGGGUGAAGGGCACCGACCGAGUGGUCGGAUGCGCCAUCUACACCGGAAUGCACACGAAGCUUCAGCUGAACAGCCGCUACACGGGCAACAAGUCGGCCUCGAGUGAGAAGUACAUCAACAGGUUCAUGGUGGCACUCAUCGUGGGCAUGGUGGUGGUGGUGGUCGUCUUGUACCUCAUCGAACGUCACAAGGAGACGAAGGUUGUGCCAACCAUGCCCUAUCUGGGUCCUCCCACCAAUUUCAACUCCGCGUUGCAAAUUUUCGAGGACUUCCUCUCGUUUCUGCUGCUCUUUAACUACAUGGUGCCCAUCUCCGCCUACAUGAACAUCGAACUGUACCGCAUCUUUGGGAUGUACUUCAUGCACAACGACCUGAAGCUCUACGACGAGGACACCGACCAGCCUUGCCGAGUCAACGCGUCCAAUCUGAACGAGGAGCUGGGCCAGGUCAACAUCCUCUUCUCCGACAAAACCGGCACUCUCACCAAGAACCUCAUGAAGUUCGUGAAUUGCUUUGUGUCGGACAAGGAUUUUCAACUGCAGAAUACCCAUCUCCUCUGCGAAGCCACAGGCGAACAGUUUGACCUGGAAAAGCUAGAUACGGAAGCAACAGUAUUCUUCGAGGCGCUGGCCGUGUGUCACACCGUGGAAGUGCUCCAGGAAGUGGGGGAAAAGGCUUUGGAGCCGCCAGAGACCGUAUCAGAACGAAGCCACCUCAUGAGUAACAGCAUUGUGGACCGGUAUCAGGCGUCCAGUCCGGACGAAAAGGCGCUGCUCGAGGGCUGCGCCAACCUUGGUCUUCUGUACAAAGGACGAGACAAUAAUAUCCUGCGCAUCUGCCGGUAUCCAAGUGCUGAGGAGCUGCAGUUCGAGCGACUCCACGUCCUGGAGUUCAGUUCGGAGCGGAAGCGGAUGAGCGUCGUACUUAGGGAUCGGAGUGGCACCAUCUGGCUUUACUCCAAGGGAGCGGAGAAUGCCAUCUUUCCGCGGUGCAAGGCGUGUCCUCUUCUGAAGCAAGCCGACGAGCAGAUAACCAAGUAUGCCCAGAAGGGUCUUCGCACUCUGGCCGUGGCCCGACGCACCCUGACCGAGGAAGAGUUCGGAAACUUCGAGGUGCUCUACCGGAGGGCCAACACCCAGCUAAGCAACCGCAAUGAACUAAUAAGGGAAUGCUACGAAACGGUUGAGAUUGAGCUUGACCUGCUCGGCGCCACUGCCCUGGAAGACGCUCUGCAGGAGAAGGUGGGCGAGACCCUGGAGGCUCUGCAAGCGGCUGGUCUGAAGAUCUGGGUGCUCACCGGGGACAAAGUGGAGACGGCCUACAACAUCGGCCUCGCCUGCCGACACAUCCCGCCGGGAUCGAAGCAGCACUUCAUCGUCGACGUCACUGGGCCGGAGGAGCUGCUGGCCCGCCUGCAGGAGAUAGACGCCGCUGAUCCGGAGGUCCUGGUGGUGGACGGGACGUCGAUCACCGCCCUCCUCACACACACGCCCAGUCAGUUCGCCGAUCUCGCCCUGCGCUGCCGGGCGGUACUCUGCUGCCGGCUGAGUCCGCUGCAGAAGAGCGAGAUCGUGACGCUGGUCAAGCGCCGCAAGAAGCACAUCACGGCGGCCAUCGGCGACGGGGCCAACGACGUGUCCAUGAUCCAGGAGGCCCACAUCGGCAUCGGGAUAGCGGGCCGCGAGGGAAAGCAGGCCGCCCGGUGUGCCGACUUCGCCAUCGCCCGCUUCGAGAUGCUGCGCCGGCUGCUCCUCGUCCACGGGCACUACAACUCACGGCGGCUGGCGUUCCUGGUGCUCUUCUACUGCUACAAGAACAUCAUCAUCACCGGCUGCAUGGCACUCUUCCAGCUGUACAACCUCUUCUCCGCCACCAACGUCUACAAUUCGCUCUACCUCUGGCUCUUCGACUUGGUCUACAUCUCGUUCAGCUUCACAUACCUGGCCUUUUCCGAUAAGAAGUACAGCGAGGAGACGCUGCUCAGCCAUCCGGAGCUAUACAAGCGAAUCGCCCACAACCGACAAGCGUCGAUGGGGGUUUUCUGCCUUUGGAUCCUCAACGGGUUUGUCCAGUGCUUCACAAUCUUUUACUUCACCUACGCCGUGCUCAACGACCAGAACGUCCUCUUCAACAUGGGACAGCCUGCCAGCUUCCAGACCUUCGGCACCAUGCUCAUCACUGUUAUCGUGAUCGUGGGCAACCUGAAGCUGCUCCUGGUGGCUCGCUACAUGUCCUAUCUGAACCUCGCCCUGAUCUUCGCCUCCAUUGCCGCCUUCAUGUUGACCACAUACCUCUACAACCUGGUCCAGAGUGGGGAGCUCUACGACGUCUACAACCAGUUCCUGGCCUCGCUCCCCUUGUGGCUGUUCACGAUAGUCUGCUCGGCGGCUUGUCUGCUGCCCGACUUGGUCGUUAGGGUCGCAAAGGAAGUGUUUAGGAAAACGCCGCCCGCAGGCAAGUCAGCAGCAUAAGAAAUGUAUCCCGAAAAUUAACCACUCGAGUUUAUAGAAGCAAUAAAAACAAGUACAAAAACCGGGUAAAAUGCUAAUAGUUACAAACAAACUUGUUAAGAACUUUAAUAAAAGCAUCUAGUUUAAAAAUGGGGUAAAAAUCGGUGUCUUUGGUGAAGUUUAA
Molecule: messenger RNA, 3442 nt
Organism: Drosophila rhopaloa
Lineage: Eukaryota; Metazoa; Arthropoda; Insecta; Diptera; Drosophilidae
Product: phospholipid-transporting ATPase IF
Exons: 7
Coding region: 118-3279 (1053 amino acids)
Biological process (GO): phospholipid translocation
Cellular component (GO): trans-Golgi network; plasma membrane; endoplasmic reticulum
Molecular function (GO): ATP binding; magnesium ion binding; ATP hydrolysis activity
Source: RefSeq, a predicted model, not a curated record